Messenger RNA from Dichotomopilus funicola, 1092 nucleotides. RefSeq lists its product as uncharacterized. The record is from RefSeq and is a predicted model, not a curated record. The transcript is spliced from 4 exons. Bases 1 to 1092 code for a protein of 363 amino acids. Lineage: Eukaryota; Fungi; Ascomycota; Sordariomycetes; Sordariales; Chaetomiaceae.
AUGGAAGUCAAGAUCUGUAUUUCAGAAGGGGAGAAGCCGCGUGCUUGUGAUGUCCUGCACCCCACCACUCUCAACAUCGAACGUGGCAUCAAGUGCUUCGGCAUGACGUCCCUACCUCUCAAAAUCCGAGUCGGGGUCCGGGAGCAUUGGACUAAGGAAGACGGUCCACUCCAGACAACUCUGCGUGACCUGCAAGCGUUGCUAGGCCACAAGGUCGUGGUCGAACCGGAAUGGCCACUGCUGGCGGAUAAACUGGACGCUUUUUACACAGACAAGACUACCUUAGUCGUUGUCGUGGCUGGCUGCAUUCAGACUUGGGCAAGAUGCAUGUUCGAGUUACUGGAAGACCCGGUGAACGAGGACUGGACUGAGAAAGUACUUGAGAAGGUGCCCGUUCGAAUGGACGUCUUUGUCGAGGUGUCGGCCACGGACAACGCAACGACCACGUGGUCGGAACAUCGUGGCGGAUUUAUCGUGGAAUUGCCAAAUAAGCUGGUAUCUCUGCCUGCUGAACUCUUUCCCGUCUUCCAAGGCCAGCUUCUAGAAUGCUUCGAUCCCGUUACGAAGUUGCAGUUACCAGAGAGGGGGGCCACGGCAGCGGCUGGUGACGAUUGGGAGGGUGUCGAAGUCGAUACCGCGACGGGCAGGCCCAAAGUGGUCGAGUCGACGACAAAAAGUUCGGCGGCCGAGUUCAUGCCAGACGCUGCCUCGCUUCCACGGCCAAAUGAACUCUUCCUCCGACCCCCAUACCACCUUACGCUGCUCCCCGGCCACCAGCAGAUCGAGCUUCAUGGCAGCCAUAGCCCGACGUUAGAGUUCAUCGCUACGUACCUGAAGCGAUGGUCCCGGGUUAACCACACCGACACCAGAAAACCCGCCGGCGUCCAGGUCACCCUCCACCAGUCCUCCUUCGGCCAGGGUGGGAUGUUCGACCGGUUAACGCUGAGUACCGAACACAACAGAUACACCAAUGAAUUUGUGGUGACAUCGCCCCUAAUCGUGUCCCUCAUUGAAGGUGUGCUGGGGUACCGGUUGGUUUCUGCUCAUGAAGGCUGGAAUUUCCAGAGAGAUGUCGAGUUUAAGAAGUUAUGA